Messenger RNA from Ochlerotatus camptorhynchus, 789 nucleotides. RefSeq names its product exosome complex component Ski6 (gene Ski6). Bases 23 to 760 code for a protein of 245 amino acids. NCBI's taxonomy places the organism in Eukaryota, Metazoa, Arthropoda, Insecta, Diptera, Culicidae. The record is from RefSeq and is a predicted model, not a curated record. Gene Ontology annotation, biological process: nuclear mRNA surveillance; U4 snRNA 3'-end processing; poly(A)-dependent snoRNA 3'-end processing. Gene Ontology annotation, cellular component: cytoplasmic exosome (RNase complex); nucleolus; nuclear exosome (RNase complex). The transcript has a single exon.
ACUAUUAUUCUGCCUUCAAAACAUGGAACUCCUAUCGGACGAAGGUCUCCGGUUGGAUGGACGGCGGCCCAAUGAACUGCGUCGCAUACAGUGCAAGCUGGGAGUGUUCAGCCAGCCGGAUGGAAGUGCCUACAUCGAGCAGGGCAAUACCAAGGUGCUUGCUGCCGUCUACGGACCUCAUCAGGCUCCGGCCAAAAAGAGCAGCCAUGAAGAGGUCAUUGUCAACUGCCAGUACAGUAUGGCCACAUUUUCCACCGGAGAACGUAAGAAGCGACCCCGAGGGGACAGGAAGAGCCAGGAGAUGACCAUUCACCUGCAGCAAGCACUGAGUGCGGCCAUCAAGACCGAGUUGUACCCCAAAUCGCAGAUCGACGUGUACAUUGAAGUGCUGAUGGCGGACGGUGGAAACUACUGUGCCUCGGUCAAUGCAGCGACGUUGGCCCUGAUCGAUGCGGGAAUCUGCUUAAAGGAGUACGUUUGCGCCUGUACGGCUUCACUGGCCGGAAAAGUCCCGCUGAUGGACGUAUCAAAUUUGGAAGAAAUGAGUGGAGGGCCAACGCUUACGGUGGCAUCGCUUCCCAGCAGUGGGAAGAUUGCAUUCAUGGAAAUGUCUCAGCGCUUCCAUUUGGACCAUCUACCGAGGGUGCUGGAGACGGCACUGCAGGGAUGUCGGGAGGUGCAGAAAAUCAUCGAUCAAGCCGUGAGGGAACACGUGACGCAACUAGGACAGGCAGGGGAUUGGGGAACUGUUGGUAAAUAAAAGACGAAGGGUAGGUUUGAACGAGUUAA